Patella vulgata (common limpet) is the source of this 1166-nucleotide messenger RNA. Its product is annotated as poly(A)-specific ribonuclease PNLDC1. Gene Ontology annotation, molecular function: RNA binding; poly(A)-specific ribonuclease activity. Gene Ontology annotation, cellular component: cytoplasm; endoplasmic reticulum. NCBI's taxonomy places the organism in Eukaryota, Metazoa, Mollusca, Gastropoda, Patellidae. The coding region runs from base 102 to 1166 and encodes 354 amino acids. The transcript is spliced from 15 exons. Gene Ontology annotation, biological process: nuclear-transcribed mRNA poly(A) tail shortening. The record is from RefSeq and is a predicted model, not a curated record.
UAUCCAAGGGAGGCUGCUCCUCAACAUUUUUGGACUCGAUUUUCGGUUGAAAUUUUAGAGCUGGCCGUUUUGAUAAGAAUUUUUAUGCCAAAUUGGCAAAGAUGUGUGAAGUUUUAAAAUCUAAUUUUGAAACCCUUUUCCCAUUAAUAGAAAAUGCAAUAAAGCAAUGCGAAUUUGUAGCACUAGAUACAGAAUUUACUGGUCUACAGUUUGAUGAAUCAUGUAAAGCAAGUUUGUUUGAUACAAGCGAAGGCAGAUAUUUAAAAUUAAGGAGAAGUUUUACACAGUUUACUAUCUGUCAAAUAGGUCUGUCAGCUUUUGUAAAUAUCAAAGACAAUAAGUAUGAAGCCCACACCUUUAACCUUUAUCUCUUCCCACAUGCUUUUGGACCCAGUGAUGUUAGAUUUAUGAUUCAGGCAUCAAGUAUUUCUUUCUUGACCAAACAUAAUUUUGAUUUUAACAAGUUUGUAUAUGAAGGAGUGCCAUAUUUGAAUAUGGAGGAGGAGUUAAAAUUAAAAGAGCAUAUUUCAAGAAAGACCAUGUUUUCAGGUUUAGAAAGAGAAGUAGAUGAAGAAGAAAUACAAUGUAUAUGUUCUGAGAUCGCUGAAUGGUUUGUUAGAAGUAAAAAACAUGAAAUAUAUAAAGUUGAAAAUAAUUCAGAUACAAAUAAGACAAAUGCUUAUCUGUUGCAUACAGAAAUUAGAACCAGAUUUCCUGAUGUCUGGACACAUACAGAUGAGGCUGAUAAUAUUAUUGUUGAACAUGUUACAUCAAGUCGAAGAAGUGAAUUAGAAGAUUUAGAUUUAGACACCAGAAAACAAGAAGAACAAAAACUUGUACAGGCGAUGUUGGGAUUCACACGAGUGUUCAGAUUACUUCAAGAUUAUCAGAAGCCUAUUGUAGGACACAAUAUGUUAUCAGAUCUGAUGUUAGUUUUUGAUAAAUUCUACAAACCACUUCCAGAAAAAUUCUGUGAUUUUAAGAAAGAACUUAACACAGUUUUGCCAAGAAUAUACGACACUAAACAUAUAACCUUUUCAGCUAAAAAGGGUCUGGCUGAUCAUGUUGUUUUAGAUAAAACAUCGUUAAGGAAAAUUUACCAGAUCUUAAACAGUAAAGAAGCAUCCGAGGCAGUUUUAUUUUCACUGUUUAUUUUAUUUAUCUAG